AUGAGCAUCACAGACGUGCUUAGCGCUGAUGACAUUGCAGCAGCCCUGCAGGAAUGCCAAGACCCAGAUACUUUUGAACCCCAAAAAUUCUUCCAGACAUCAGGCCUCUCCAAGAUGUCAGCCAGCCAGGUAAAGGACGUUUUCCGAUUCAUAGACAAUGACCAGAGUGGAUACCUGGAUGAAGAAGAGCUUAAGUAA
This is a messenger RNA of Galeopterus variegatus (Sunda flying lemur), 198 nucleotides long. RefSeq names its product putative oncomodulin-2. Gene Ontology annotation, cellular component: nucleus; cytoplasm. NCBI's taxonomy places the organism in Eukaryota, Metazoa, Chordata, Mammalia, Dermoptera, Cynocephalidae. The transcript is spliced from 2 exons. Gene Ontology annotation, molecular function: calcium ion binding. Bases 1 to 198 code for a protein of 65 amino acids. The record is from RefSeq and is a predicted model, not a curated record.